AGGCGAGGCUCCCGAUAUUCAUUCAGCAGAUUGCCGAAGAGUCUGACCUCAGUCGCAUUGCACAGGGGAGGGGGGGGGCUGGGAAACUUUACAUUGAAAUUCCGCCGCCAUAAACGACGCUUCGUGAAUCAUUAUUUUAUUGGAUCGAACUCACUGAUCGUGAGGCUUUGCUGGAUUUUAGCUGACCCGAGCCCGCGACACGCAAACAUAACGCAGGAAGGGAGGUAUACUAUCAACAUGUGUGAUUUUUUGAGGGACCAGGAAGCCCCUGUGGCUUUGGAGACCCGAGGAGUACUAAAGCGCCAGGCAGCGUUUGACUUACAUGAAGCUACUGGACUCAAUGGAUUAUUGUCGCAUAUAGAUGAAGAACAGAGCGUGCAGGAGGUUCCAACUGGCAUGUCCUCCUUUUUAUUUGAUGUUGGAACUAAUGAGGUUCCACUCCUAACCCCUGGCAGCAAAGCAGUCAUGAGCCAGGCCCUGAAGGAAAGCUUUAGUGGCUUUGCUAAAGAAAGAUGUCGUCUCAGCAUCCCAAAAGACCCUCAUGUUUGGACUGAGCAACAUGUCAAUCAGUGGCUGCACUGGGCUGUGAAUGAGUUCAGUCUGGAGAAUGUCAAUUUCCAAAAAUUCUACAUGACUGGUCAGGUCCUCUGUGAUCUUGGGAAGGAACGUUUUCUGGAGCUGGCACCUGAUUUCAUUGGAGACAUUCUUUGGGAGCAUUUGGACCAACUAAUGAAAGAUUGCCAGGAAGCACCGCAAUUGAACUAUUUUGGAACUUCCCCUCUCAUCAACACAAGCUCCCGCUGGGUGGAUAAUAACAAUUUCCUCGCAUUCUGCUCCAAUCAGUCCCAAUGUGGAGACCAGCUUUCUGAUCUUACCGGAAGUUUCCUGUCAGAGCUUUGUCAGAUCUCAUCGGAUUCGAGUAACCAAGAUUUUCUCAAUUUGAACCAAGGCUUUCCGACUCUUUCUAACCCACAUCUGAAUAAGGUGGACAUGGGCUACUACCCCAUGCAGCAAAAGCGAAUGAAUGCAAACAGUCUGCAAGUUGGCAUAAUCGACCAGGUUGAAAGCAGGAAGCCAGGAUCUCUUGAAAGCGUCGAUAGCUUCGACAGUGCAGGGGCAUUGCUGAAAUCUUGGAACAGUCAGUCAUCUCUGUGUGACAUGCAGCGUGUUCCUUCUCAGGAUAGCUUUGAUGACGAGUAUAGCCAGCCUCUCUGUCCGAACAAACCGAAUAUCUCUUUCAAAGAUUACAUCCAAGAGAGAAAAGACCCAUUGGAGCAAGGAAAACCGGUCAUCCCAGCAGCAGUCCUGGCUGGAUUCACGGGAAGUGGACCCAUUCAACUUUGGCAGUUCCUCUUGGAAUUACUGACAGAUAAAUCCUGUCAGACGUUUAUCAGUUGGACCGGCGAUGGAUGGGAGUUUAAACUGACUGACCCUGAUGAAGUUGCUCGGCGAUGGGGCAAACGCAAGAACAAACCCAAAAUGAACUAUGAGAAAUUGAGCAGGGGUCUACGCUAUUACUAUGACAAGAACAUCAUCCACAAGACAUGUGGCAAGAGAUAUGUCUACCGCUUCGUCUGCGACCUUCACAAUCUGCUCGGAUACACAGCAGAGGAACUUCAUGCUAUGCUCGGAGUUCAGCCAGACACUGAGGAUUGAUGUGUUUGCUGUCCCUUUAUAGCCACUUUGUUUCUUUGUAAUUUCCUAACAGUGAGAAUGUGACUGGCAGUGGUCAAAUGAGUUCACUAUGGACUGGUCUGAUAUGGUGGGGAGACGUGCGUUCUGCAGGGAGGAGCAGUUAGGGAGGCAUCUUCCUUUUGAUUUGUUUAGCCAAAAUUGACAACUGGCAACGGAACCCUUUUUAAUAUAGUUACUGCUAACCUGGUGGAGGCGUGAAGUAUUGAUUUAUUACACCGAUUCAGUGCAGUGAUGCAUUUUCCCUUCUGAUUGCAUGUUGCCUAAUUUUUAAACAAGAGCUUUUCUUUCUUCUUUUUGUUGAAAACAUUGAGUACUCCUACAAACAAUCCAGUGCCAGCAAGAAAUUAUUUAACAAUAACAUGAGUACAUUUGUUAUUGUAGCUUCAGACCAAACGUGUUUCCAUAAAAUGGGAGUGUUUUAUUUGCAAUUAAGGGUCACUCCCACAAGCACAACACUGUCCAUUGUUUUAUGAUGCCUUUCAUCUCGAGUUAGUUAAUAUUUAUCUGCCACAUGAAACAGUUGGUUUGCUAUGUUGAGAAAUGGGCUACAAACAUUGAUACAAGUUCACAUCAGCCCUAAUGUAGUCAGGUCCUUGAAAAUAUUGGGUUGCACCCUACAGUGGAGUUAUUCUCAUCUUUGUUUAUUUCUUUGAUAAAUCUAAGUGUUCCUCAGAGACCAAAGGCCAAUGUCUUCUGAACAAAACGUGGAAACGUUGAACAGUUGCUAAGCAACUAUCAGGAAAUUGUAUUGCAUGUUAAACUAUCAUUAAUCCCUUGCAAUGGUAGUCACAUCUGCAGCCUGUAAAACCAAGAGUUCCCAUAUGUCGUUGUCUUUUGUGUUGACUGUUCCAAGAAUUAGUGCUAUCCUUUUUAGUGGAGGCAUGAAACUGGUUGAUAACAUUUAAAAGUUGGAGUUUAAAUACUGCAAGGUAAUUUAACAGCUUUAUAAAUGGCUCUGGCAGCUGUUUCCUGUCGCAGAGCUAUCAUUUUUUUUGCUGCCAAGGUUAAGGCAUUGUGAAAGACAGCUGAGUGGUUUAAGUGUGGGAGAGAUGUACAAGUACAGUGUUUUCAGAAGGUAAUUAAAAAUGCAGUCCUUUUGCAGCAAUACACUGGUGAAGGAUUCUAUCACUGGUCUUUUCUAAUAUACCAUGUAUUAUAAAGUUUAUGUAAAUAUAUGUGUAUAUAUUAUUUAUAUAGCUUACUUGUAGGGUUGCAGCAAAUAUUUUUGAUAGGCUGAAGUACCAAGAGCUAUCUUAAAGUAACUGUGGUUAAUCAAUGGAAAAUUUUUUGAAUGAACUUCUAUGGCUGGGUCAUGAAUUGAGACAACUUCCAGGUGCUCGAUGCUCAUUUAAUGAAACUGGUCUUUCAUUUUGAUCAAUCUUUUUACUGUUGAUAAUUAUAAGGCAAGGAAGUUUGAAUCUUACCUUGUAAUGGCUCUACUCAGGUUUCCUACAUCUGUGGGCCUCUGAUUGGAUAUGCAGAACUUAAACUAUCUAACCAAAAGAAAAAGGUCAUUAGUUUAUUUCGGGUCAGGUACAAGGAGAUUCGUUUUAUAUAUAAACUAUAAGUCACCUAGGAAAGGCUAGUGUUGCAGCUGGUUAUCUGCAUUGAAUUUGAGAAUUGUAUGAAACAAGCUGGAAAAAUAUUUUGCAUAAUUUUGGAGGUUUUGCAAAUAAUGCAAAAUGUGUAAUUUCAUGUACAGUGACUACAAAUUUGUAAUAUUAAAUAUUUUUUUUGUAUAAACGGUUGUGGUUUCCAUAUAUUUUUGAAAUAAUAAACCCAUUUCUUGAAA
Molecule: messenger RNA, 3487 nt
Organism: Rhincodon typus (whale shark)
Lineage: Eukaryota; Metazoa; Chordata; Chondrichthyes; Orectolobiformes; Rhincodontidae
Gene: ets2
Product: v-ets avian erythroblastosis virus E26 oncogene homolog 2
Exons: 10
Coding region: 238-1656 (472 amino acids)
Biological process (GO): regulation of transcription by RNA polymerase II; cell differentiation
Cellular component (GO): nucleus
Molecular function (GO): DNA-binding transcription factor activity, RNA polymerase II-specific; sequence-specific DNA binding
Source: RefSeq, a predicted model, not a curated record